AAUGAGAACUUUCACCGGAUUUCAUAAUAGUCUUAGCUGAGAGACGGACAAGCGGACAGCGGUGCUAUGCCAGUUCCGACAUGAAGCUAGCCGCCAUCGCCUUUGUCAACGUAAUUGUGCUCUCAGGUGCUAUCAUCGGUGAUAAGGAGAAAUAUGACCGGUUCAUAAUAGCGUGCCAUACGACUGACUUCGAGUGCUUCAAGCGACAGUACAGAUCACUACGAGACACCGUACUCUUGGGCAGUCUGCACUUCGCUAUCGACUUCUACAAGCCGUAUCUCUUCCGCUACGGUGAUAGCGGCACCUGCAUCAAGCUGUCCGGACUCGAAGAGAGCGAACUCGUUGGCAUCAGCAUGGACAGCGACAGCAAGGAGUACCUGCUGACGCUGGAGUUGCCGCUGCGAAUCCAGCAGACCACCAACAAGACGGAGAUCUGCAUGAAACCUGACGUUGAAUUUAAAAAUGUUGGACCUCACAUCGGUCCGUAUCGAAGCUUUAACGGAAACGCAACAAUAAAAGCCACAUUCCCUUACGAGCUUCGAAAAAGAAAAGGCGACAUGUAUUUGUUGCUUAAAGAAGAAGACCUGGACGUUAUCUUAGACAUACCGGACCUGAGGCCGCCUAUCAGAUUGAUGUCCAACGAAGGUGGCAGCGGUUACGAGAUAUCAGAGUGGGCAUACGAGGUGGUAGAACAUAUCGACGCGGCGCGCCACUUCGCGCUGCCCUACACCACCAACAUACGACUCUUCUCCUCAACAGUUCCUGUACACAAAUACCUUUUGCUAUAUCCGGAAGAAGAAUACGCAGAUUUGAAGUUCGCAUUCUACGAUUCCGAUUAAUAAAACUUAGUUAUAAUCA
Messenger RNA from Papilio polytes (common Mormon), 858 nucleotides. RefSeq lists its product as uncharacterized. Lineage: Eukaryota; Metazoa; Arthropoda; Insecta; Lepidoptera; Papilionidae. The coding region runs from base 81 to 839 and encodes 252 amino acids. The transcript has 9 exons. The record is from RefSeq and is a predicted model, not a curated record.